Messenger RNA from Macrosiphum euphorbiae (potato aphid), 1062 nucleotides. Lineage: Eukaryota; Metazoa; Arthropoda; Insecta; Hemiptera; Aphididae. The record is from the annotation of a GenBank genome assembly.
AUGGAUAUAUUUGGAAUAUUUUAUGAAGACGAUGAUCAAGAAAUCAUCGAAUUUUUAAAUUACCAACGUCGUACAUACACCAUACGUAUGAGAGUUGAUCAUAUGACACUUUGGGAUGAUCAUGAUUUUAGGAUCAGAUUCCGAAUCUCAAAGGUGGUCGUUCUUCAAGUUUUAGACCACAUCAACGACCAAAUAUCUUCAUUAACCGAUAGAAAUCAUGCAGUGACAUCCAUUAACAAAUUGCUUUUAGCUUUGAGGUUUUAUGCAACUGGUAAUUUUUUGAUCACUUCUGGAGAUUUUCUUGGGGUUAGUAAAACUACGGCAUCGUUGAUUGUACGUGAUGUCAGUAUUGCCAUAGCAAAACUUCGACCUAUGUUUAUACAAAUGCCAACGACAGAAAGGGAAAUAAGUAAAUUACAAAGAAGUUUUUACCAAAUUGCUAGGUUUCCAAGGACAAUUGGUGCAAUUGAUUGCACCCAUGUCAAAAUUCAGAAUCCAGGAGGCCCUAACGCUGAAUAUUUUAGAAACCGAAAAGGUUAUUUUUCUAUAAAUGUUCAAACCAUUGCAUGUCCUAAUUUGAAAAUUAUGGAUGUUGUUGCACGAUGGCCAGGAUCAUGCCACGACCAGACUAUAUUUAAAAAAUCACAGAUUUAUUACAACUUAAUAAAUGGUAAAUGGGGAAACAGUUUAAUUGUAGCUGAUAGUGGCUAUGCUAAUUCUCGCCAUGUGGUAACACCAUUCUUGAACCCACGAAAUGAUAUCGAAGAAUUGUACAACGAAUCAAUUAUCAGGACAAGAAAUCCAGUGGAGAGGUCAUAUGGUGUACUCAAGAGAAGAUUCCCAGUAUUAUCCUUAGGACUACGAUUGAAAUUAGAAACAACUCAAGCUGUAAUUGUAGCUUGUUGUGUUUUACACAACAUAGCAUGUGAUAAUAAUGAUAUGGACCCACCUGCACUAGACAUAGUUCUACCAGAAAACGAAAACAUAAACAUAGAAGAACAACAACCAGAAGGUGAAAACGCAAGACAACAACUAAUGCAAGAAUACUUUGUACAUUUUUAA